GCGAACUACACAAGCAGGGAGAGCAACUUUUCCAGGAUAUGGACUAUAAAGACUCUUGCCAAGUGAUAUCCAAGGUCCAGAACGCACUGCACAAGCCAAGUUCCAAGCAACUCCAGCAUGCAUUCUACCUUCCUUUCCUCGGUGCUCUCUGCGCUGGCUCUUUCUCGCUUGGCGAGUGGCGUUGCGGUGAACUCUUUGAGCCGCCGUGCAACGAAGGCGGUCACUCUCGACAUCGUCAACACCGAGUUGGCUCCUGAUGGGUUUUCGAGGAGCCUCGUCACUGCUAACGGAACUUACCCCGGUCCUCUAAUUACCGCUACCAAGGGAGACACCCUCGUCGUUACCGUCAACAACCAGUUGACGGAUACGACAAUGCGUCGUAGUACCUCCAUCGACUUCGACGGCAUCUUCUUCGGCACUGAAAAUUCCUACGACGAGGGUACUCCUUUCGUCACUACAUGCCCAAUUGGGCCAAACGCCACCUAUACAUACGAGGUACCACUCAUCAACGACCAGGCUGGAACCUUCUGGUAUCACUCUCAGUUGAGUGUGCAGUACAGUGAUGGUCUCCGUGGCCCACUGGUUGUCUAUGAUCCUGAGGACCCACUGCUCGACCUGUACGAUGUCGAUGGCGAGUCAACGAUUAUUCAACUCGGAGAUUGGUGGCACAACGCUAGUGUUGCUCUCCUCACGGGCUACGUCGCCACCGGUAUCGUCCCAGUCUCGGACAGUGGUACCGUAAACGGGGUCGGACGCUACAACGGCGGCCCAGAGGUUCCCUGGUCCGUGACCACCGUCACUCCUGGUCUCCGCCACCGUCUCCGCAUCAUCAACCAGUCCAUGCGAAACGUAUUUACCUUCUCCAUCGACGGACACAACCUUACCAUUGUGGAGGCCGACGGUGUGGCCACUCAACCAUUGGUCGUUGAUGAAAUCGAAAUUCUCGCUGGCCAGCGCUACUCUGUCAUUCUCAAUGCCGACCAACCCGUUGACAACUACUGGAUCAACGCUCCCUUCGUCGGUGGCGACCCCACUCGUAACCUAAACCAAAACGCCACCCUUUCCCGCGCCAUCUUGCGUUACACUGGCGCUAACGAGAGCGACCCCACUGGUCCGCUGACUCUCGGUCCCGCCAACGGCACUGCUCUCGUUGAGGCUGACCUCCACCCCCUGAUUGCUAGCCCCCCACCCGUUCCCGAUGUCAACAUUUCCCUCAACCUCGUCGUCACCACCGGCAAGGCUCAAUGGAACGUCAACAACGUGUCUUACCUCCCCCCGGAUGUCCCCACUCUCAUUCAAAUCCUGAACGGUGCCAACGACACCGCGGACUUCAACGUCACCGAGAACACGUUCGUUCUUCCCGCUAAUAAGACGAUCCAGAUUGACUUCCCUGCCAACGAUGAUGAUGAGGCGCAUCCCUUCCACUUGCACGGUAACAACUUCUGGGUCAUCAAGUCCAACAGCUCCGAUGUUGUUAACACCGUUGAUCCCGUUGUUCGUGACGUCGUCGGUGUCGGUGCCGCCGGAACUACCCUCAGGUUCAGGACCGAUAACCCUGGCCCCUGGUUCUUCCACUGCCACAUCUUCUGGCAUAUGCAAGCCGGUCUCGCCACCGUCAUGGCCUCCGGCCUCGAUGACACGCGCGCUGGAGUGCAACCAGAUGAUGAAUGGUCGAAUUUGUGCCCGAGCUAUUUCUCACUACCUGAAGAUGAGCAGUGA
Stereum hirsutum FP-91666 SS1 is the source of this 1719-nucleotide messenger RNA. It is a transcript of the gene Shlcc13, whose product is annotated as Cu-oxidase-domain-containing protein. NCBI's taxonomy places the organism in Eukaryota, Fungi, Basidiomycota, Agaricomycetes, Russulales, Stereaceae. The transcript is spliced from 21 exons. The record is from RefSeq and is a predicted model, not a curated record. Gene Ontology annotation, molecular function: copper ion binding; oxidoreductase activity. Bases 118 to 1719 code for a protein of 533 amino acids.